AUUAACCAAUCAAAGGAAUUGUUAUAUACACGUCUAAAAUAAUGGCUGCCAACAUGAAGCAUCUGCUGAUUGCUGUUUCCAUAUUUGCUCUGUUCUGCAUUUGUUCGUCAGCCGUAAAGAAAAAGGAGGUUGACACAGUGGGUGAGAAAGUACAACAGCUAAGUGACUGGAACAAUAAGAAGUCCAUCAUUCGUCUCAAUGGCGAUAAGUUCAAGCAAUAUGUGAAAGCUGCUCCUAAGAACUACUCAGUAGUGGUGAUGCUGACAGCUUUACAGGCUCAGCGGCAGUGCUCAGUGUGCAGACAAGCCAAUGAUGAGUUUACUAUUUUGGCUAACUCCUGGCGUUACUCACAACAGUACUCCAACCGUCUCUUCUUCACCAUGGUCGACUACGACGAAGGAGCUGAUGUUUUUGCCAGUCUGAAGCUGAACACCGCUCCAGUCUUCAUGCAUUUCCCAGCCAAGGGUAAACCCAAGAAGAGUGAUACUAUGGAUAUCCACAGGGUUGGAUUUGCCGCUGAGCAGAUAGCGAAGUGGGUUGGAGAAAGAACAGACAUCCAGAUCCGAGUGUUCCGUCCCCCCAACUAUUCAGGCACCCUCGCCUUGGCCUUGCUGCUGUCUCUGAUUGGUGGUCUCCUGUACCUUAAAAGAAACAACCUGGAGUUCCUAUACAACAGAACCUUUUGGGGGAUUGGGGCCCUAUGUAUCAUCUUUGCGAUGACGUCCGGACAGAUGUGGAACCACAUCAGGGGUCCACCUGUCAUGCACAAAAAUCCACAUACAGGACAAAUCAACUACAUUCAUGGCAGUAGCCAAGGACAGUUUGUUGCCGAGACCUACAUCAUAUUUUUAUUAAAUGCAGCUGUGGUUGGAGGUUUUGUGAUGCUAAACGAGGCUAACAUGGUCAAGGGCGACUCAGGAAAGAAACGAAUUCUGGCUGUGGUGGGACUAGGCUGUGUAGUAUUCUUCUUCAGUUUACUGCUGUCUGUGUUUAGAUCUAAGUACCAGGGAUACCCCUACAGCUUCCUGUUCAAGUAAGAAGAGUGCUUUUGUGUAAAAGGAGAAAAUCAAACUGUGGUGUGAAAGUAUGGAGCAGCGAGAAUAUACUGUUACUGACUAGGGGUGAGGUCAACAGAUGUUUUCUGAACCUUAGCUAAAUUGCUGCCCCCAGCCUGUGCUAUUAGGCGACACUUUGGACUUGGGAUUCAAAAAAAUGUCUGUUAUUGGAAAUUCAUGUCAUCAACUGUUUUGUUACACUAUAAAGUUUGCCCCAAAAACAUUGUCCAGAUAAUAAAAAAUAAAAUCUUUGUAUAAUAAUGUAUAAUGGUCAAUGGUCAUCGCUAUGUAAAUUUCACCAUUUUCAUCCAAUAAAAUGAAGGCAAAUUUAACAAAGUAGCAAUAGUUUCACUACUUGUUACUGUAAACACAUACAUUUCCCCUGGUAUACAGUAAGUGUUUUUGUUAUAUGCUAAAAUAUGAACAGAAACAAACAAUUUAUUGUAUUGUUUCAAAUUGAAUGUGAAACAUGGAAAAUGUUUAGAAUUCCCGAUAGAUUACAAUAACCUAAAUAAGUCUAUUUGAAAAUAUUUUGAUGGCACUAAAAAUUGUUACAAAAUUUUUUUUGAAGAGAUUAGCAAUUAAUUGAUUCAGAAUUUGUUGGAGAGAAUAUUUAUGAAAAUGUAUCCUGAUACUGUGAGCAAGUUUUUUAAUGGUAGUCGAGAGUGUGUGAUUUAUAUUGUGUACACAUGAGGUGUUGGUCAUCUCUAUACAAGGAAGUUGGAUGUUGAGAGUAUUUGUACCGAGUUAAAUUGACAUAGAAGGAAUGACUGCUUUUCGUAUAUAUCUUUUUAACAGGAUUUUUGCAUUAAAUAUGAAAAUAGUGGGAUCACAUUGAGCAUAUUGUUUUGUGAAUGGAUUAUUUUGUUAUGGAUUAUUUUGUGGCUUUUUGGGUAUAUCACAUGAGGUAAGGGUUUCAUCUCCUCAGUAUAAACAUGCAGAACCUUAAGGAUUAUCAAGACUUUAAAGUGUUUCAUUGUGCCUUUGUAGCAUUGAUGAAUGCUGAUAUCACUUGGAUGGAAACAUGAUGUUAAUAAUUUAUAGACCUGUAAGGUUUACAACAGAUGUGAGAACAGGACACACAGAGUUAAUUAACACACAUUGUGUACAUACAAUGUAAUGUUUGUGUUACAUAAAAACUAUUUAUAUAAAUAUCCAGGAGUGAAGAGUUUCAGCAAAGGAGAUAAUAUUAAAAGUUUAUAAAAUCUUAAUGGCAAAGGUUCGGAAUGACUACAUAGGUCAUUUGUGCAAUGUAUGUAGGCUAAAACACUGCCUUCUAACUAGAGCACUCCGAGCUCUGUUUUAUUCUUUAUACAGUUGGCUCAGAUUUCCUAACUUCAGAAUAACUACAGAAUGAUAAAUCAGUAAAGUUCUUGUUGUUAAUUGGUUAAUCACUGUCUACCAACAGAUCUUUAUCGUUGAUUAUAUUUCUCAGUAAUUAACAUCAUAUACAGAUUGUCAAAAGUGACAGUGUUUAUAUUGAUGGUGUUAUUGUUAUGUAUUUUUGUAUGUCUUCAUAAUGUUUUCACUACAUCCACAGAAACAAAUUUUUGAUAUUUAUCAUAUUGCAUACUUCCUGGGUUUCGCUUUUACAAAAUGAAUGAUGAAAUCAUAAAACAUUAAAAGUUGUAAGGAGAAAACGAUGUGAUAAGAAGAUUGCUAUUUCUUUUACUGUGAGUUCUCAAUACAAUUUCUAUUAAAACAUCAAAGCUAUCUUAUUUUUACAAAAAGUAGAACUCUUUUAGAGUUGAAAUAUAUCAAGUAGCAGGUAUCCUUCAUAACUAUUUGGUAAGAUUAAUGGUAUAUAUAUAACAGUUUACAUCUUCAUGAGCCCUGAUAGAUAUGGCAGUGUUAGAACUAAAAUCGAAACUAUCAGGACAGUGUUUAACUGGAUGUUUGUUAGUAACGUUUUGUGUUGAUGUUGAAUGUGUUAAUUAAAAGUAUAUUAUUUUAUAUUUUGUUGAUUUUAGUAGAUAUAAUGUAAAUCUUUUGAUAUGUAUUUCCUGAUAGGUAUUGAAAUUGAAAAUAAAUUAAUCAUUUGACA
Messenger RNA from Pecten maximus, 3099 nucleotides. RefSeq names its product tumor suppressor candidate 3-like. The transcript has 11 exons. Gene Ontology annotation, cellular component: oligosaccharyltransferase complex. The record is from RefSeq and is a predicted model, not a curated record. NCBI's taxonomy places the organism in Eukaryota, Metazoa, Mollusca, Bivalvia, Pectinida, Pectinidae. Bases 42 to 1037 code for a protein of 331 amino acids.